AUGUCACUUAUUCCACUUGAAAAUAGCAUUACUGGUGCAAUGCCAGUAAUUUUUUUUGAAGCGCAAAUUCACGGACAAUCGCAAAAAAUUUUGAUGGAAAUUGGAUUAUCACUGGACACUGAUCAGUGUAGCGUCGCUCUUCUCAGUGAUUGCACUUCAAAUGCACUUAUAUAUUAUGAGCAGUAUGGCAAGAAUUUGCAAACAAAAAAAACAUGA
Messenger RNA from Dracunculus medinensis (Guinea worm), 216 nucleotides. NCBI's taxonomy places the organism in Eukaryota, Metazoa, Nematoda, Chromadorea, Rhabditida, Dracunculidae. The record is from the annotation of a GenBank genome assembly.